This is a messenger RNA of Kwoniella shivajii, 3246 nucleotides long. RefSeq lists its product as uncharacterized. Bases 1 to 3246 code for a protein of 1081 amino acids. The record is from RefSeq and is a predicted model, not a curated record. Gene Ontology annotation, biological process: positive regulation of rRNA processing; positive regulation of transcription by RNA polymerase I. The transcript has 9 exons. NCBI's taxonomy places the organism in Eukaryota, Fungi, Basidiomycota, Tremellomycetes, Tremellales, Cryptococcaceae. Gene Ontology annotation, cellular component: nucleolus. Gene Ontology annotation, molecular function: protein binding; RNA binding.
AUGGCAGAAAAGUAUGGCUCACCUUCCUCUCAUGUCCUAAAAUCUACUCCCCAGAGCCAAAAGGCUAGUGGGAGUAAGAAAAGGAGUCAAUUACCUUCUUUAGGAGGCGAGAUCGUCACUCCUUCUCGAGCCAGUAUCAUACCCUCACCCAAAGGGAAGGAGAGAGCUCUUGAAUUCCGUAGUACAAUCACACCUGUCAAUGGAGUCUCUUCAGAGAAAUCCGAGCGAAAACAGAAGAGGCAUCCCAAGGUAAAGAAAUUGCCUAAUGGUGAAGGCUCGAGCAGUGGAACCUACGGGCAGACAACCCAUCAUCCAGUAAAGCGAAAAGACGAUAGUCUGUGGGAUGCAAUCCCCGUUGCUCAGAAUGAGAUUUCAGGCAUACCUCCUGUUUGGUCCAACGAUGGAAGAUUUUACUUUACCGUGACUCACACCUCUAUUCAUAUCCACUCUUCGACUUCUCCUGCUUUCAAUCGUCUUUCCACACUCUCGUCCACUCACCCACUGGGACAUAUAAAACCCAUCACUUCGCUUCAUCUGUCGCCUGUGAAUCCUUUCCAGAUCGUCUCAUCUGCCGAGGAUGGGACAAUCAAAAUCUGGGAUUGGGUGGCAGGCCGACUUGUUCGAACAAUAAAGUUCACAGAACUACAAGCGAACGUACAACACGUCGCCUUUGGUGAAGUGGCUGGUAAAUGGUGGAUCUUCGCUGCAGUAUCGCAUAGCAAAGAUGGUUCCGCAACUAAACUUUCUUACCGAAUUUUGCGUGUACCUUUCGCUGGUUCCGUAUCCCCUUCUUUGGUUGGAAAACUCUCUGCUCAUCCAGCGGCUUUGAUCAUGUCCCCUCGAUCGACUUACCUAGUUGCUCUUGCCGCCACGAAGGCUUACACUUACCGGAUGCCUACUGCUUCUGCAACAGGUUCAAGCGUUUGGGAAAAUCGACCAACAUGCGUCAAAUUCGUAUCCGAUCAGUCCUUCACUUGCGGUAGUUUCUGUCCUGAUAAAACCUUAGCUACCUCAAGUGAAGAAGAAUGGUUUGCUACAGGUGAUCAAAAAGGUGUCAUCCGUUUGUGGCAUGGUCUGGCCCAAGCUUUCAAGCAAGUUGAUACAGCUGCUCAGGCUAUGAUUGGUGGAUCAGGAGAUCCUAACAAAGCGUUGCUUCCCGAGACAGAGAAGCGAUUACCUACAACAUCACUUCACUGGCAUGCUCAUGCUGUGUCAGCAAUAGCUUUCACUCCAUCUGGAUCACAACUUUUGUCUGUCGGCGAGGAAAGUGUACUUGUGCAAUGGCACCUUGCUUCUGGCAAGAGAGAAUAUAUCCCUCGUCUGGGCGGGAGACCCAUCAUCAGUCUGGCUGUGAGAAACGCCACUCGCCUUGGUGAGGAAGAAUGGUGGAUGAGCUUAGCAGAUGGUGCCGUCAUUCGAGUUGGAUCAGCUUCAGGUCAUAUCAACAAUGUUGGACAAGGGAUUAGACUGGAUCCGUUACGACCCACCUCGAGCACUUCCUCAUACCCGUCUUCGCUUCAUCCUUCCACCUCCGCUUUGGUCGUCCCCUCGUCUCAUCCCUCCACCUUGCAAUUCAUUGACCCUAUAGCUUCUUCCGUUCUCUUUGAUCUCGAGGUGGCACCAUCCAAUCGUGUCAGUCGUCGAGACGAGAAAGAGCUGGAACCAGUCUCAGUGGAGAAAGUUGCUUUCUCAAAUUCACAAGACGGCAAAUCCCUCUGGAUGGCCACUUUUGAAAGCAGGAAAGGCGACGAUAUGGAAGGUGGUGGUGCUGUCAAGAAUCUCAAAUUGUGGAAGUGGCAGGAUGACAAAUAUUUCGUCAACACCCAGUUUCCUCGACCGCAUGACAUGUCCGACAUCGUAUCCGUCGUUUUCUCACCCAUCUCUCAGACGUCUACAACUUCUUCUAAUUCAUCCAUCUUGCCUACGCCUUACCUCUUGACUGCUUCCGCUGACGGUGUGGCCAAAAUAUGGCAAGUCCGACAAUCCAAAAAAUCUCAGCAAGGAAAAGUGGCGAUCAAAAAGCCCCCGCUUAUUGAAUUGUACUGGUCAUGUCGGUCAACAUUCGAUUAUAGAGGCAUGCCCAUUUACGAUUCGGCAUUCUCCCCAGAUGGCACCAUUGUCGCACUUGCACACGGCCCUGUACUUACCCUCUGGGACAUCGAGAGUAACGUAUUACUGAAGGUCUUCGAUGCCCCAGCUGGUGUCGACGUUGAACGAAUUGGCUUUGUAGGCGACGAAGGCAGGUAUCUUGUGGGCGCAGGACGAAAUAACGGCGUCGUUUCUUGGGACUUGCUAUCUUGCGAAGUUGCAUGGUCAAAGUCAAGUCAAAAUGUGCAAAACCUUGUAAUUGCCAAUGGGUUUUUCCUCACAUCUUCUUCGGCAUCAGACGACAAAACGGAUGUUACUAUGUUUUCUCCUUCAUCUUCAUUACCCCUACGAACGAUGGCCAUCUCCUAUCCUGUCAAACAUCUGCAUAUACUUCCAUCACCGUCUGAAUCCUCUUCAUCGCUCCAUCUUAUUGGUAUUUCGCCUUCGGGCGAGAUCUUCCGCUUUGGAGACUUGGCUCAUUCAACAGUUCCUUUGUCUGCCAAAAAUGUGGCAACUGCCUCUCAAAUACAAGGCUUGUCAAUUUGGCAAGAAAUGUUUGGCAAAGAUGCUUUCCUCGACUCACUUUCACUUGAGCCCUCUCUGACCGAUACUGCAACUGCUACAGCCCUUCAACAACAAAUAGCAGGUAAAGGAAAGCCGUCUGAUGUGUUCAACGGACCUAGUCAUACUAUGCCUUCUACAGGAUUAUUGUUUGACGCAUUCAUGGACGAACUUUUGUCGGGACAUUUGGCCACUCCUGCUCUUGCAGAAAAUCGAAUCGAAGAUGACGGAAUUCUGUAUCAAGAAGAAAACAGAAUUGAUUUGGACACAUCUAUCGUCCAGAUCCAUAAAGGAAAAGAGGUCGAUGCCGACGAGAUCAAAGAAUUGGAAGUCUUCUUCAGAGAAGUUUUGGGAAAUGUUUCCGAUAACAUACCUAAGACAACAGUCGCAGAGAAAGUGAAUGGACAUAUAUCACAUGCGGAUUCUCCAUCACAACUUUCUGUCUCUACGCCUAUCAGCAAAAAGCUGAACGGUGUCAAUGGCAAUGGCAAGUACUCAACGGAUGCACCCAUCGGUGAUUGUAUAGAGGUUGACAUAACACCUUCAUUCGGUAAGAAGGGUAAAGGGAAGAAGAGAAAGGCUCCUAGGGAGGAUUAG